Molecule: messenger RNA, 1540 nt
Organism: Pelobates fuscus (common spadefoot toad)
Lineage: Eukaryota; Metazoa; Chordata; Amphibia; Anura; Pelobatidae
Gene: GPKOW
Product: G-patch domain and KOW motifs
Exons: 11
Coding region: 8-1462 (484 amino acids)
Biological process (GO): mRNA splicing, via spliceosome; translation
Cellular component (GO): ribosome; spliceosomal complex
Molecular function (GO): structural constituent of ribosome; nucleic acid binding
Source: RefSeq, a predicted model, not a curated record
GGGAAAAAUGGCGGCCGCCGGUUCAUCCCAGGCUCCUAUUUCUUUUGGGUUCAGUCGCAGCGUUAGGAAGAAUCUACAGACGGUGUCAGACCCAGAUACCCGGGACCAGGAGGAGGAGAAGGAGUACCUGGUUGGGGCUGAGGGAAAGGAGUUACUGGGUGUUAACGUCACUCCAGCUCCCAAAGAAUUGGUUAUCCCCCUUAUCCAUAAAAACAGAUGGUCCCUCACGAAGACGCAGGAGAAAUCACAGGAUGGUGGACCUCAGACAGCAGAAGACAAUGUUUUAUCUCAAGCUGUGCAGGAGUUGAUAGAAGAAUCUCGCCAAGCCCUGGAGAAUGGCACUGAUGUUGAACAAACGUCCAGUAUCCCACUCCUCAUGCAGAACAGAGUCCCUGAUGGUUAUGAAGACGGAGAGAAAGUGGAUGUUCGUCUCCGGCCCGAAUCUGCCGAGGCGGCAGACUAUGAGGUCGUGCCUGUGGAGCAUUAUGGGAUGGCAAUGCUACGAGGCAUGGGGUGGAAAGAGGGAGAGGGAAUUGGCAGAACCUUCAAACAGGAUGUUAAACCAUUAGAACAGAAACUAAGACCCAAAGGCCUUGGAUUAGGAGCCGACCGGUCUGCUCUUAAUGCCCUUGAGCCACAGAAGCCACGCAGGACUCCGAAACCUGGGGAGGAACCAGAAGAGGAGGUAAAAGGCCUAGGGCCAGGAAGUGCAGUGGAGAUCCAGAGCGGCGCACACAAAGAUCUAUAUGGGAAGGUGGAGGGAAUCGACACAGACAAUGCCAGAGCUAUGGUGAAGCUUGCCAUUGGUGGUAAUGUGGUGACCGUGUCUCAGUUUGCAUUACGAUUGGUCGGCAGUGCGGAAUACAAAACAAAUGCAAAGGAUUUAAGUCGGUUAAGUAAAGCCAAGCAGCAGAAGGAUCUCCAAGAAGCAGAGGAAGAUGAACACAAGGGACGAUCAACAGAGCGAGGGGGGAAUGAACACAGGGAGAGAAAUCAAAAUGGAGACCACAGUAACAAAGAUAGCAGUAACAAAGACAAGCGACAGAAAAUGAGGAGUCCAGACCGUGAGAAAGAAAAGAAGAAAGCCAAGAAGGAACCGCAAAGCUGGUUACACCGGGACUUGAAAGUUCGGUUCAUUGACAAGCAUUAUAAAGGAGGAAAAUACUACAAUUCUAAGAUUUUGGUAGAAGAUGUUUUGAGUCCUACAAGAUGUGUGUGUCGGACAGACAACGGGAGGAUUCUAGAUGACAUUAAACAAGACAUGCUGGAGACCUUAAUUCCAAAGGACGAAGGAGAUCACGUGAUGGUGGUAUUAGGACAAUAUCGGGGCCAGGUGGGGAAGAUCCUGCAUAGAGACAAGCAUAAAAGUCGUGCUUUGGUGCAGUUGCAAGGGGAGCUUGAUGAAGCAGUCACUUUAAGCUAUGAUGUAAUCUGCCACUAUACUGGAGAACAGGAUGAAUGAUGCAUGGGAAAUAAUCUUGAUUUUGUACAGUGUCAGAACAUGAAUUCUGAUCACCUUUUUUAUUUAACUGUAAAUAAA